AUGGCCAGCAGGGGAAGCUCAAGGGCUAAUGGAGUAGGCCAGACAAAGAUAUGCCAGUUCAAGCUUGUGCUACUUGGAGACAUGGCAGUGGGCAAGUCCAGUCUCGUAUUACGGUUCGUCAAGGGUCAGUUUGAUGAAUUUCAAGAAACCACUAUAGGAGCUGCCUUCUUGGCUCAGUCUGUGUGUCUGGAUGAUACAACUGUAAAAUUUGAGAUCUGGGACACUGCAGGACAGGAACGAUAUCACAGCCUUGCCCCCAUGUACUAUAGAGGAGCUCAGGCUGCCAUUGUGGUAUUUGACAUCACCAAACCCGGAAACGUUUGAUCGGGCAAAGGCAUGGGUAAAGGAAUUACAACGUCAGGCAAGUCCUAAUAUCGUGAUUGCUUUGGCUGGCAACAAGUCAGAUUUGGCAGAGAAGAGGAUGGUGGAAUUUGAAGAGGCUCAGUCAUAUGCAGAGGACACAAGCUUGUUAUUCAUGGAGACAUCAGCAAAAACAGCAAUGAACGUGAAUGAGUUGUUUUUAGCAAUUGCAAAGAAAAUGCCGAAAUCCGAUGCCCAGAAUCCAACCCACGCUGCCCGCAACAGAGGCGUAAAUCUCCAGGGCUCGGAUCAACAACCCAGAAGUGGCUGCUGCAGCAAUUGA
Molecule: messenger RNA, 643 nt
Organism: Staurois parvus
Lineage: Eukaryota; Metazoa; Chordata; Amphibia; Anura; Ranidae
Source: the annotation of a GenBank genome assembly